Molecule: messenger RNA, 2859 nt
Organism: Torulaspora delbrueckii
Lineage: Eukaryota; Fungi; Ascomycota; Saccharomycetes; Saccharomycetales; Saccharomycetaceae
Gene: ORC1
Product: origin recognition complex subunit 1
Exons: 1
Coding region: 1-2859 (952 amino acids)
Biological process (GO): DNA replication initiation; mitotic DNA replication checkpoint signaling
Cellular component (GO): nuclear origin of replication recognition complex
Molecular function (GO): ATP binding; ATP hydrolysis activity; DNA replication origin binding
Source: RefSeq, a predicted model, not a curated record
AUGGCAAAUACCCAAAGAGAUUUGAACGGAUGGCAAGUUGUUACUACAGAUGAGCAUGGGAACAUCAUUGGGGAUGAUAGAAGAAGAUCAAGAAAGAGAGGUGGAGCUGAAUUGGCCUUCUUGCAACGGUUGAAUGAUGGUUUGACAUUUGGGCGAGGUGAUAGUGUUAUCAUGAAGGAUCCAGCUACAGGAUCAUAUUCGGUCUAUUUAAUCCAUGAGAUUCGUCUCAACACUUUGAAUAAUAUAGUAGAACUUUGGGCCUUUUCCUACCUGCGAUGGUUCGAAUUGCAGCCGCAAUUUUAUUAUGCAAAGUUCGAACCAGAGCUUGCAGCUGAGAAUAGACCACCUGAGUUUUACAGAGAUAAAUUGGUCAAUGAAAUCGAUAAGGGAGAGAUUUACCUUACCGCUGAGCUCUCUGAAAUAUGGCUUAAAGAUUUUUUGGCCGUUGCUAACAUAAUGGAUGAGGCUAAACGCAAGGAAGUUGGAGAAAAGUUCGAAGAAGACAAGGAUUUCUUAGUAAGAUAUAUCUGUGAGCCUACCGGUGAGAAUUUUGCUCCUUUUAAUAUAGCCAAGGAAAGAAAACUGCUUUUGAACUCAGACCCGAAAGGAUUUGAAGAGCAUCUGAAAAGGUUAUCUGUACCGAAGUCUUUGAACUCGCAACGUAAAUCAUCACAUCGCAGGAAACAUGGCGCCAAUGGCAAAGGUGCACCAAGUUCCAGUGACAUAAAAUUGGAGCCCGACACGGAUAGUGCCAGCGAAGAUUCAGAUGAUGCAUGGGAAGCAAAUGUUUCUAAGGUAGUCAAGCCGUCGAAGAGCCCAGAAGUGGUUUCUUACAAAGAAGAAAGUGAUAGUUCACCUGAUACAUCAUCAUCGCCUUCGUCGGGUGCUUACGACGAUGCUCAGGAAACCUCAGAAUCCAGCCCGGUAUUAGUGAGCAGGGAAUCGAAGGAAAGGGAAGAGAAUGGUAAGAAAAAAGCUCAAGUGGUUCCAGAUGUAAGUUCGACGGAAGAAUCGGCAAACGAUGAAGAAAAGGAACCAGAGUUUGAACCUCACUUGGUAGAACGCCUUUCUUCGGAGCCAUCGUUGACCGAGAGCGACUAUAACAGCUCUUCUGGCGGCGAACAAGACGUACCACUAUCCCAGGUCACAUCUAAGAGACAAAAACCUAAGAAGGAGCAAACUAUCAAGAAGAAGCGUAAGGUUGAAGUCACACCUACGCCCGACUCACGUUCGUCGGUUGCUAGCAAUUCAUUGGCAAGGAAGUUUACUAAGAGAAAUGUUGUCCGUGCAAAGAAGAAAUACACGCCAUUCUCAAAAAGAUUUAAAUCUGUCAAUGAUAUACCCGAUCUUACUGAGCUUGCCGAAUUCAACCAAAUGAACGAUGGUUUGGACGUUGCUGCAUUGGAGAAUAAGUUGAGAACACCAAAAAAGCAUGAAGUUGUAGAGACCAUUUUUUCCAAGAUUAAGAAACAAUUAUAUUCAUCCCAUGAUAGGGAAGAGAUUAUGAAGUCCGAGAGCUUCCAAGACUUUUUACCCGCUCGAGAGAAUGAAUUUGCUUCCAUUUACUUGAGUAUAUACAGUGCAAUCGAGUCAGGUUCGGCAACCACUGUCUAUGUUGCAGGAACACCAGGAGUUGGGAAGACUUUAACUGUGAAGGAAGUCAUUAAGGAACUACAAAGAUCUUCUGAUCAAAAUGAGCUUCCUCUUUUCCAAUUUGUGGAGAUUAACGGCCUGAAGAUGGUGAAGCCUACCGAUAGCUAUGAAUUCUUGUGGAAUAAAAUUAUGGGUGAGAGUUUAACCUGGGGGGCUGCAAUGGAGUCAUUAGAAUUUUAUUUUAACAAAGUCCCAAGAAACAAAAAGAGACCGGUAGUUGUUCUAUUGGAUGAGCUAGAUGCACUGGUAAACAAGACUCAGGAUAUCAUGUACAAUUUUUUCAAUUGGACCACAUAUGAAAAUGCCAAGUUGAUUGUCAUCGCGGUUGCUAAUACAAUGGAUUUACCGGAACGUCAGUUGGGGAACAAAGUCUCUUCGAGAAUUGGGUUUACAAGAAUUAUGUUCACCGGUUACACAUACGAAGAGUUGAAGAAAAUUAUCGAAUUUCGAUUAAAGGGUAUGAACAACUCUUUCUUCUACGAGGAUACCAAGACAGGUAGUGCCUAUAUCAUGGAGGAUGUGCAGGAGGAAGAGUUACCUUCUCAUAUAAAGAAGGUACAACUGCGAAUGACUGAUGAUGCUAUCGAAAUCGCUUCAAGAAAAGUCGCCAGUGUCAGUGGUGAUGCAAGAAGGGCACUGAAAGUAUGCAAAAGAGCCGCCGAGAUCGCCGAACAACAUUACAUGGCCAAACACGGCUAUUCUUACGAUGGACAGCAGACGUCAAAGUCAGAUAUUGAUGAUGCAGAGGACGCGAAUGACCAGGAAGGUGUACAGACGGUUCACAUAUCUCACAUCAUGCGAGCAUUAAACGAAACGACUAACUCUCAAAGCACAAGAUUUAUCUCAAGACUUUCCUUCACAGGUAAGUUGUUCCUAUAUGCACUAUUGAAACUAAUGAAGAAGACGGGCUUGCAAGAGCAGCAGCUAGGUGACAUCAUCGACGAAAUCAGACUCUUGAUUGAAGCAAAUGCCAAGAACAAAUUUGUGGAAGAGAUAAGCCGCGUGCUAUUCCACCAAGGUAGCGACGUCACGCCGGAACAAUUGAGAAUUGUUUCUUGGGACUUUGUCAUCAAUCAAAUGAUAGAAGCUGGUAUUAUCAUCAAGCAAAGUAUGAAAAACGAAAAAAUAUCAUGUGUGAAACUGAACAUCUCUUCGGAAGAUGUCAAGAAAGCUUUAGAACAGGAUGAAAGUUUGAAAGGUCUAUGA